UCAACGCACAGCAUAGGCAAGCGUCUGCAUUGUUUUGAUGCUUCAAGUCCAGUUUGGCCGACAGUGUGAGAAAGACUGGCGGUGGAGAUUCGGUUAGAUUUUUUAGCAGUCGGUAACACACCACCACAAAGCUGGGCAAGCUUGCUAGCAGGAAGAAGUCACCGCUGUCAAAUCGACACCGACGGCGUCCGGUGUUGCCAAGAGUGCGGCACAGGCAGGAGCCCGCGACCGCAACAGCCGGCACCAUGAUGGAAGGAGGAAUGCAGCUGCUGAACCGCGAUGGCCACAGCAUCUCGCACAACUCGAAGCGGCACUACCACGAUUCCUUCGUCUCCAUGAACAGGAUGCGUCAGCGGGGGCUGCUGUGUGACAUCGUGCUUCAUGUUUCUAACAAAGAAAUCAAGGCACACAAAGUGGUGCUGGCAUCUUGCAGUCCUUAUUUCCACGCUAUGUUUACAAAUGAGAUGUCAGAGAGUCGGCAGACACAUGUGACCCUACAUGACAUUGACCCCCAGGCUCUGGAGCAGCUGGUCCAGUAUGCCUACACUGCAGAGAUAGUGGUUGGUGAAGGCAAUGUGCAGACUUUGCUUCCUGCAGCUAGUUUACUGCAGCUAAAUGGGGUGCGGGACGCCUGCUGCAAGUUCUUGCUGAGCCAGUUGGACCCCUCAAACUGUCUGGGGAUCCGAGGUUUCGCUGAUACUCACUCUUGCAGCGACCUUCUCAAGUCAGCGCACAAGUAUGUCCUACAGCACUUUGUGGAGGUGUCCAAAACUGAAGAGUUCAUGCUGCUGCCACUAAAACAGGUUCUAGAUUUAAUAUCCAGUGACAAUCUCAACGUUCCAUCAGAGGAGGAGGUGUACCGCGCUGUGUUGAGCUGGGUGAAACAUGAUAUAGAUGGACGAAGGCAACAUGUUCCCUGGCUGAUGAAGUGCGUACGGCUACCGCUGCUGAAGCGAGACUUCUUGAUGAGCAAUGUUGACACAGAAUUGCUGGUGCGCCACCACUCUGAGUGCAAGGAUCUGUUGAUAGAGGCUCUCAAAUAUCACCUGGUACCUGAGCAGAGGGGAGUCCUAAGUAACAGCAGGACUCGGCCCCGUCGCUGUGAGGGGGCCAGCCCAGUUCUCUUUGCUGUUGGUGGUGGCAGCCUGUUUGCCAUACAUGGAGACUGCGAGGCCUAUGAUACUCGGACCGAUCGCUGGCACAUGGUGGCGUCUAUGUCAAGCCGCAGGGCACGAGUGGGAGUAGCAGCCAUUGGGAACAGACUGUAUGCUGUCGGAGGAUACUGUGGAACGUCAGAUCUUGCGACCGUGGAGUCAUACGACCCUAUCACUAAUGUGUGGCAGCCAGAGGUUUCUAUGGGAACAAGGCGGAGUUGUUUGGGCGUAGCGGUUCUGCACGGCCUUCUCUACGCAGCCGGAGGUUAUGAUGGAGCGUCCUGCCUCAGCAGUGCAGAACGAUAUGAUCCUCUAACAAGCACCUGGACUUCUAUCGCUGCCAUGAGCACCCGCAGGAGAUACGUGCGCGUGGCUACUCUAGACGGCUGCUUGUAUGCAGUAGGAGGAUAUGACAGCUCCUCACACCUGUCCACGGUUGAGAAAUACGAGCCACAGAGCAACACAUGGACGGCCAUUGCCAGUAUGCUGAGUCGGCGCAGCAGCGCUGGAGUGGCAGUUUUGGACGGGAUGCUUUACGUUGCGGGGGGCAACGAUGGCACUAGCUGCCUGAACUCAGUGGAACGCUUUAAUCCCAAAUCUAACACCUGGGAGGGGGUGGCUGCCAUGAACAUACGCAGGAGCACCCAUGACCUGGUGGCGAUGGAUGGCUGGUUGUACGCGGUGGGCGGAAACGACGGCAGUUCUAGCCUCAACUCCAUCGAGAAGUACAACCCGCGCAGCAACAAAUGGGUAGCAGCGUCGUGCAUGUUCACGCGGCGCAGCAGCGUGGGCGUGGCUGUUCUAGAGCUGCUCAACUUCCCGCCCCCUUCCUCGCCAACCCUCUCGGUUUCCUCCACAAGCCUUUGACACGGGGUUACCUCUCUGCUGACCCCAGCACCUGCUGCUAAUGCCCAGACUGGAUCUGGGAAGAGACGCAACUGCUCCGUUUGAAGAUGGGGGGGAGAGAGGGAAGGUCCAGGUGUGAGGCAAGUGAGGUUAUCAAAACAUAAGGUGAGUGGUGGACCACUAAAUUAGGAGUUCAUGUUUCUGAUUCCGGUAAAUUUAAAAGUGUCGAACCCAUGAUCAAUUUUACCUGGUCGUUAUCCUCCAAGUGUCUCUUAAAUUCCAACCUUAGGUCAUCGAUGCCAGGCCUCCACCACACCCUUCUGUCCCUCGCCAUGAUGAGAAAGACCCAUAUCUCCUAACCACUCUCGUGUUUGACACACAGAGAGGAGAGUAUUCUCUUAUAUUUAAAGUUUUGGGGUUUGAUGUGUCGUUGCAAGAUUUCAAUUUGUGAUAAUGUACACAGUUAAAAGAUGCUGAAUGAGUUUUUUUUGUUUCAGAAUGUAGCUUCUCACUGGUUCGACCGUGCAUGUUUACAUUUGUGGCAUCGACCCCCAUGGUGGGAGGGCUAAAAUGUUGUAGAGCUGCUGUGCUACACUAGGUGGCAGUAUGAGGCAACGUUGUUUUCACACCAUCACCGCAUGGACCAGAACUACAUGAAUUUAAAACUGGUUUUAUAUUUAAACAGAGUUUUAUGUUGAAUUAUUUAUAAAGUAAAUUAUUCUAUAUUUGUUGCUAAGAGGAACAGAUAUAGUCAAUGUGAGUGAUAUUUUGUGUUUCAGUUUCUGCAGGUCGAGAGGACUGAGUGUUACUUUUUUACUUCACAAGCAUGAUUCGUGUGAUGUUGGAUGUUUGUGAUGCUCACGUGUAUGACGCUCUUUGUCCAUUCAGAUGCAAAACAAACCCAAUUUCUGUUUCCCAUCCACAUUAUGUUAGGCUGAGGUUGUAUUACAAGUUUGAAAGGAAAAUUCUUGAAAAGGUUGUGGAAGUCAAGCCAUGGUGCAACUAUAGUUAACACCUGAAAGAAUUCAGCUCCAGUGUUCUGCAUAUGAUGAAGUCAUCGCUCUAACAUUCGUAAACCCUGGCCAUCACAUAUGCUGCGAUGCAACUAGUGCAAAGAGUUACUUGGUUACUGUCAUAAGUAAAACCCCUUUCUGUCCCUUAACUUCUAUUUCAUUUUUUUUUUCAUGAUUUAAUGUCAGGGAACACAAUUCAUUUAAAUUUUGUUUUCUACAUCUAUCAGUUCUUCUUUCAUACACCUUUUUAAAUAUUUCUUUGCCCUUUUAACAUAUGUUUAAGUGAAGAAAUAAUAUUCGUGACAGCAGCUGGUGAAUGUUUCUCUUUUAAGUAUGACGCAGGUUCUUUGAUGAGACGUGACAAAACACUCAUAGUUAUAGAAUAAAUGCCUGGUAGUGUGGAUUUAGCAAGUUUGUCUUCAUACUCCAGUUUCAUUUUCAACUUGACCUCAUUAUUAAAAUUAAUCCAAGUUGAACAUUCAAAUCAACGCCUGUCAUCUUCAAAUCAAUUUCCAAAUUCUGCUGAAUAAAAUAUUGUGUUAUGAACAGCAGUAGGACAGAAUAUCUGCUUUUAUUUAAUGGGAACAAAUUGUCGUGUCAAGUUAUGUUUUUUGGCAAUUGAGACUUUCUUGCUCCAAGCUCAUCAUACUAACUUGUAGUAUCACCUUUUUCACUUUCAUAUCUUUCCCUCUAUUUUGAGUUAGGAUCAUGUAUUUUUCCUCUAUAUAAAUCACAAUGUUUUCACUCACCGUCGAAUUAAAUCAUUACUGAUUGAA
This is a messenger RNA of Synchiropus splendidus (mandarinfish), 3789 nucleotides long. It is a transcript of the gene klhl17, whose product is annotated as kelch-like family member 17. Bases 246 to 2021 code for a protein of 591 amino acids. The record is from RefSeq and is a predicted model, not a curated record. The transcript is spliced from 12 exons. Lineage: Eukaryota; Metazoa; Chordata; Actinopteri; Syngnathiformes; Callionymidae. Gene Ontology annotation, molecular function: protein binding.